Camelina sativa (false flax) is the source of this 1284-nucleotide messenger RNA. Lineage: Eukaryota; Viridiplantae; Streptophyta; Magnoliopsida; Brassicales; Brassicaceae. The record is from RefSeq and is a predicted model, not a curated record.
ACCCAAAAAGCAAAAAUGGGCCUUACAUCAGCCCAUUAUUUGUUUUACUGCAACUGUACUCGCUCGUCCGUCAUCUUCGUCUCAGUGACUCUCCUCCUCUGUCUCUCAGCCAAAACCUCAGAUCGGAAAAUUUCCGAAAACCCUAAGUCUGGGAAAAUGAGAAUCGCCCGUUUCGCUAUUCGUUCCGUUAACGAUGUAACUCUCCUUCGAUCAUUUCGUCCCACCGUAUCUCGAAGCCUCUCGACCAACGCUAACGAAGAUCCAAGACGUAAUCAAUCUUCUUUUGACUCGUCAGACAAUUUCGAAUCGAUGUUUGGCGAUAACACUGGCAACGAUGAGAAGAGCAGUGGUUUCUUCCAGCAUCUCGGUAAGGCCGAGAGAGAUAAGCGCGAUUUCAGUGGCUACAAUAGAUCAGGAGGCGGCGGGUCGAGAUACUCCUCUGGUGGUGGUUCUAUGAACAGAGACGACGAGAGCUUCGAUCCUUCAUCUGAUGGCGUUGAUGGGAAAUUGAAAGAAGCUGCGCUGUUAUACAAUGUGGACGAAGGAGAUGGCUUGAAGGAGUACUCGUUUAGGCCUGAUUUAAACUUUAGAGGCGCUAAUAACUUCCCUAAGAUGCAAAAGCAGUUGCAAAGUCCUAGACAGAAUAAUAACAAGUCUGAGGUAACUACUGCAGAAGUUCUGAAGAAUGCUGAUUUCAGGAAUGUUAAGUUUCUGGCAAACUUCAUCACCGAAGCUGGGAUCAUCAUUAAGAGGAAGCAGACUGGUAUUAGCGCAAAGGCACAAAGGAAGAUUGCUAGAGAGAUCAAAACAGCCCGUGCGUUUGGGCUGAUGCCUUUCACUACAAUGGGUACCAAGGCAUUUCAGUAUGGGAAAACCAUGGAGAACAGAGACCAAGAUUUCGAGUAUGAAGCGCCUUAUGAUGAUGAUGAGUUUGAUGAGGGAAAUGCUUGAAUCCCAAGGAUUGUGUGUUUUGGGGUUAGUUUUCAUUUCCGUGGUUUUUUGGUCAAUAUAUGGAAUAAAUCCGUUGUUACCAUGUUGAGAAUACGUGAUUGGCUGGCUGCAUGCUGAUUUCAGGGCGAGUGUAAUAGCUACUCUUCAGUUUUCACGUUGUUCUCCUCCCCAUACUAAAGGAUUAGGAUUUGUAUCUUAUGCUUCUAGUUUGUUACUUUUGAAUAUCUGAGUGAGACUGAUUGUUUAUCAUUGUGUCUGAUUCAAACAUCACACCGUGUAACAGUAAGAUUACGGUCUCUUUAUUCUAUAAAUCAAGUCGACAGUCGUAAUCAA